AUGGCCUCAAAGGACGAUUCAGGCACAGAUCCCCUUCAGCCUAGACGCUCUCGAUCAACACUCGCGGACAAUCCUCACCACCCCAGUUCCGCCGCGUACCUGGCCUACCCUGUCAAACAUGUCGUGUCGAGCCUCUAUCGUCGUAUGACCGAACCCCCGGAGUAUCCCGUGGGCAAACUACUCGAAGCUCCCACCAUUUCAUCCGCGUCGCCUGGCGUUUAUGCGCCUCCCAGAAGAACACAUUCUCCUUUCCAGCCACCUCCACUGACACCUCUCGAACUCAGACAUGCCUUGUCACUCAAGGCAGCGGAGUCGCUUCUAUUGACACGGUCCUUGGCCGAGGAGAUUAGAUUACUACUACCCCCCAGGCUACAGCUGAUCGAUCACUGGAAAUUGGCAUACUCGUUGGAGGUGGAUGGAUCCUCCUUGGCAACAUUAUACGAAAACUGUGCAAGGGUCUCGACAUACACGCAGCGCUCAGGUUAUGUCUUAGUCGUGCGUGACGGCUCUGCAGCCUCAGCCAAUGGCUCUGUCUUUGGGGCGUACCUUUCAGAUGUACCCAAACCUUCCAUGCACUACUUCGGAACCGGAGAGUGUUUCUUGUGGCGAGCCACCAUUCUGCCCGCGUUGAGGGAUUUGCCGGCGAACCUGGACAGCAAUAUACCCUCUCACUCAGAAGAAAUUCUCGAGUUAGCAGGGCUACCUCCUCCUCCCAGCGCCGACACUACCAACCUUCAACGGGCAACAACAAUCCGCGGCGAGCGCCGGACGUCUUCCGUAUCCAAGCCCACUCCAAGCACGACUGUCACAGGGGAACAGCCAGAUCGGUCAGGGUCCUCGACACCUGAUCACAUACGAUUCAAGGCGUUUCCCUAUAGCGGUGUCAAUGACUUCUUGAUCUACUGUGAAAGCAGUUAUCUUUCCAUCGGGGGCGGCGAUGGUCACUACGGACUCUGGCUGGAUGAUCAGCUGAACAACGGCAUUAGUGAGACCUGUCCGACAUUUGGGAACGAGCCAUUGAGCGACGAAGGCCGCAAAUUCGAGGUUCUCGGCGUCGAGGUCUGGUAUGUCGGUGCUUGA
Messenger RNA from Capronia epimyces CBS 606.96, 1080 nucleotides. RefSeq lists its product as uncharacterized. The transcript has a single exon. NCBI's taxonomy places the organism in Eukaryota, Fungi, Ascomycota, Eurotiomycetes, Chaetothyriales, Herpotrichiellaceae. Gene Ontology annotation, biological process: response to oxidative stress. The coding region runs from base 1 to 1080 and encodes 359 amino acids. The record is from RefSeq and is a predicted model, not a curated record. Gene Ontology annotation, cellular component: nucleus.